Molecule: messenger RNA, 4140 nt
Organism: Ustilago hordei
Lineage: Eukaryota; Fungi; Basidiomycota; Ustilaginomycetes; Ustilaginales; Ustilaginaceae
Exons: 1
Coding region: 1-4140 (1379 amino acids)
Biological process (GO): protein N-linked glycosylation; oligosaccharide metabolic process
Cellular component (GO): endoplasmic reticulum membrane
Molecular function (GO): Glc3Man9GlcNAc2 oligosaccharide glucosidase activity
Source: RefSeq, a predicted model, not a curated record
AUGGCGUCGCACUUGCGCAAGGUGUUUGGCUCCGGUCGCGCAAAGUCGUCGGCUUCUUCCUCCAGUCACGGUCGCCUUCGAUCCGAAGAUGAUCAGGCCAGCUGCAACAACUCGAACCCAAGCUCUCCUGCUCCUUCUCUCAGCAAGGCUUCGUCUAGAGUCUUUGGUCGAUCUGACCGUGGUACAUCUGCCAGCCCUUCCUCUCCGGCUCCCACUACUCCUUGCAAGAACACUGCCACCUCUUCACAGCCUCAGCAGCAGUCUUCCCAGCAGCAGCUUCCUCCUGCUCCUCCUGCCAAGAGCGAACAGCAGCAAAUUACCCCGAUGCCAUCUCGGCCCACUGCUGAAUCGGCUGCUCCGACCACUCCUGCCGCAGCUACUGUAAGCACUGCUGUUCAGACUCAAGCUCCCACUUCGGCUGCUCCGACUUUGGCUGCUCCUGGCGCCAGUGACAAUCAGAACACGGGCCAGGUGGCUGCCUCCAAAUCCAAGAUGGCAGAUUCUGUCAAGCCCCUCUCGAUCAACAUCCCUGCUAAGAACCAAGACGCUCCUCAGCCCGCUGCCGAACUUCCCAAGAAGCAGUCCAAGUCCGAGUUCAAGCCCACCAACGCUUCCGUCGGAUCAUUUGCCGACAGGGAUGAUCUGACCCCUGUUGGUCUCUCCAAUAAGCCGUCUUUCCACUCUCGCAACACUGCUGACCAAUUCCGCGCAGAAUAUCACCCAGACAACGCCUCCAAGUACGCCAACCCCAAACACUACUCGGCUCGUCCCGAAACCUACCACCGCAAGUCGUUUAGCGCUGCUCCUUCUCAGUCUGCUCUCUCUCAGUCUGCUCUCUCUCAGUCUGCUCCCUCUGUAGGAGAGGCCACCCCUGCUGGCUCUCGUCGUCAGUCUGGCAGCGAACACGACCUUGGCCACGGAAGAGGUCCUACGGGUAACCUCGAUUAUGUCGUCGAUGCUCAUUCCCAUGGCAACCACUGGAUCUCGGCCGAAGACAAGCGUCUCCAGGAGGAUGUCGACAAGCAGCGUCACUGGAAGCGAUGGGGUCCCUAUCUCAGUGAACGUCAGUGGGGCACCGUUCGUGAGGACUACUCUGCUAACGGUGACGCUUGGACUCACUUCCCUCAUGAGUUGGCCCGUAGCCGUACUUAUCGAUGGGGUGAGGAUGGUCUUGCCGGUCUCUCUGACAACCACGCCAGAAUGGGUUUGAGUCUUGCUCUCUGGAACGGAAAGGAUCGCAUGCUUAAGGAGCGUCUUUUCGGUCUCGCCAACAACGAGGGUAACCACGGUGAAGACGUCAAGGAGCUCUACUGGUAUCUCGACAGCACUCCUACUCACAGCUACAUGAAGAUGCUUUACAAGUACCCGCAACAGUCCUACCCGUACGAGCUCUUUGUCCGCGAGUCACGCAACCGUAGCCGUGAUGUUGCCGAGUUCGAGAUCACUGAUACCGACCUCUUUGACGAGGACAAGUACUGGGAUGUCUUUGUCGAAUACGCCAAGGACGAGGACGAGGAGAACGCCGUCUCGAUCCGCAUCAGCGCCUACAAUCGUGGUCCUGAACCUGCCGAUCUUCACAUCAUUCCUCAGCUCGUCUUUCGCAACUACUGGUUCUGGCCUAAGCAGGAGCCUUCCAAGCCCAAGAUGAAGCAGACUGGUGACUACGUUAUCCAGACUGAUCACCCUCAACUUGGCCGCUACCAUCUUUACUGCUCUACCAGUCCUGCCCCCAGUGCUCCUCCCGCAAAGCGUGGUCAGGCUCCUGAGCCGAUUUCUGACGAGGAAGUUGUUCCCGAGCUCCUCUUCACCGAGAAUGAGACCAACUUUGAGCGUCUCUACAACGGCCAAAACCGCAACAUCUACGCCAAGGAUGCCUUCCACGACCACAUUGUCCCCUGCCACAGACAGCAGAAGGAUCGUCCCAAAGCUGUCGAAAAGACGCGAAAGAUCAAAAAGACAAUUGUGCGUCAGGAGAGGCGACCCAUCCAGCGCAACGCCCAAGAUGUCGCUCCCAAGGCCAAUGGCGCCUAUCAGGAGGCCCAGCCAGAGGCCGCCGCCGAGAAGCAGUUUGGCACUGUCGGUCCCGUUGACGAGCAGGAGUACGAGAUGGUUGACGUCGAGGAGGACGUGAUUGAGGAGGAGACCUACUUUGAGGAUUGCGAUGAGUCCAAGCCUCCCCGCGACUACGUCAACCCCAACAAGGAGGGCACCAAGGCUGGUGCUCACUACCUCUUCCGUCAGGUUCCUCCCUUUGGUGGUUGUGCCGUAGUCAGGAUGAAGCUCACCCCCAAAACUCCCUCGCAGGAUCCUGCUAUCGAUGACGACGAGCAAUUCGACACCACCGUCGAGGCCCGUCGUUCCGAGGCCGACGAGUUCUACGCCAAGCUCAUCAGCGGUCCCAUGUCCGACGACAUGAAGAACGUCAUGCGUCAGGCUCUCGCCGGUAUGCUUUGGAACAAGCAGUUCUACAUGUUCGUCCAGCCAGAAUGGCUCCGUGGUGACCCUGGUCAGCCUGCACCGCCUCCCGAGCGUAAGCGCAUUCGCAACCACGACUGGCGACACUUGCACAUGGAAGACAUUCUCUCCAUGCCCGACAAGUGGGAGUAUCCCUUCAGUGCCGUCUGGGACAGUGCGUUCCACUGCAUUCCUCUUGCCAUGGUCGACCCUGCUUUUGCCAAGAAGCAGCUCGACCUCUUCACCCGUGAGUGGUACAUGAAGCCCGACGGUGCACUCCCCGCUUACGAGUGGAACUUCUCGGACGUCAACCCACCCGUUCAUGCCUGGGCCACCUUCCGUGUCUUCAAGAUCGAGCGAAAGAUGUACGGUCGCGAAGAUCUCGACUUCUUGGAGCGCGUCUUCCAGAAGCUGCUCAUCAACUUUACCUGGUGGGUGAACCGAAAGGACUCGAGCGGUUCUAACGUCUUCGAGGGUGGUUUCUUGGGUCUCGACAACAUUGGUCCCUUCAACCGAUCGGAGCCUCUCCCUACUGGUGGCACACUGCGUCAGGCCGAUGGAACCGCUUGGAUGGCUUUCUACGCGCUCAACAUGCUCAACAUGGCACUUGAGCUCGCCAAGCACAACCCCACCUAUGAGGAUAUCGCUUCCAAGUUCUUUGAGCACUUUAUCUUCAUCUCGGAUGCCAUGUCGUUCCAUGACACCUUUGACGAGGAAAGCACCAGUCUUUGGUCAGAUAAGGACGGCUUCUACUACGACGCCAUCCAGUGGGGUCCUGGUAACAGCCAGGUGAUUCCCGUCAAGAGUCUGGUCGGUCUCAUCCCGCUCUACGCUACCUUGACCAUCGAGCCCUCAGCGCUCAAGAGAUUCCCCAGCUUCGCCAAGCGCAUGCAGUGGUUCUUGGAUAAUCGUCCCGAGAUGGCUGAUCGUAACAUUGCCAACAUGAAGGUUGGUGGUCGUGGCGAUCGUCGUCUGCUCUCGAUGGUCAGUCGUGAGCGAUUGGAGCUUAUUCUUAAGCGUAUGCUUGACGAGAACGAGUUCCUCUCGCCUCACGGUGUCCGUUCGCUUAGCAAGGAUCACCAGAAGAACCCCUUCCACGUCAAUGUCGGAGGAGAAGACUUUGGUGUCGGCUACUGGCCAGGUGAUUCUCACAGUCCCAUGUUCGGUGGUAACUCGAACUGGCGUGGUCCUAUUUGGAUCUGUGUCAACUUUUUGCUCAUCGAGUCGCUUCAGAGAUUCUACCAAUACUACGGAGACAGCUUCAAGGUCGAAUGUCCUACUGGCAGUGGUGACUACAUGCAUCUUGGUCACGUUGCUGAGGAGCUCUCGCAUCGUCUUCUUGGUAUCUUCCUGCGCGACGAUCAGGGUAGGAGAGCCAACAACGGUGGUAUUCCCAUGCUCGACUAUGCUCCUGAGUUUAGAGACCUUGUUCACUUUUACGAGUUCUUCCACGGUGACACUGGUAAAGGUCUUGGUGCAUCGCAUCAGUGUGGUUGGACUGGUCUUAUCGCUUACACGAUUUACUCGACCGGUGCAAGCUACGCUUUGGCCCAGACACCCAGGACGCCCAAGUCGACUGCUGCCCACUACUUUGAUGAACAUCUUACUGAGGAUGGAAGAUCCGAGGCAGGAAGCGCGCCAUACUCCAACGCUUACUCGCGACCUCCCUCGCCUGAUGAGCUUUAG